AAAAUUGUUCUAUUAUAAAAAGACCCUUCUCAAGGAGAACAUCGUGUUGUUCGUGAUCCCUUACAAACGUACCCCAAUCAAAUCUAACCAUGUCUGGCCGUGGAAAGGGAGGAAAGGUAAAGGGAAAGGCAAAGUCCCGUUCCAACCGUGCCGGUCUUCAGUUCCCCGUUGGCCGUAUUCAUCGUCUCCUGCGCAAGGGUAACUAUGCCGAGCGCGUCGGUGCCGGAGCACCCGUGUAUCUGGCAGCCGUCAUGGAAUACUUGGCCGCUGAAGUGCUUGAGUUGGCCGGAAACGCUGCCCGUGACAACAAGAAGACGCGCAUCAUCCCGCGUCAUCUGCAGCUGGCCAUCCGCAACGACGAGGAGUUGAACAAGCUGCUGUCCGGAGUAACCAUCGCUCAGGGUGGUGUGCUGCCCAACAUUCAGGCCGUGCUGCUGCCCAAGAAGACCGAAAAGAAGGCUUAAACGGUGUGACAAAGCUUCCUUCAUCUCAAACCCAAAACCGUCCUUUUCAGGGCGACAAAUUACUUUGCCAAAGACAUUUUAUUCGAUUUAUGCUGUUAUGGGAGAUCCAGAAGGAAAAAAAAAUCCAGAUAUAUCAAGAACCGUGCUUGAAACUGUGUACAAAAUGUAAAUGAAAAAAUGUGCCGUCCUUUGGCACAAAAAGCAUCCCUUAAUAUUUUCAAUUCUGUAACCUCUCACUACGAAUUCUACAAAAUGCAGCAUAUCAUAAGCGAUGCAUAAGAUUUUCCAGGUAGCUUGUUCAAGAGGGUUGGUUUUACCAUAUAAAUACAACCAGUGAUACCUG
Molecule: messenger RNA, 807 nt
Organism: Anopheles arabiensis
Lineage: Eukaryota; Metazoa; Arthropoda; Insecta; Diptera; Culicidae
Product: histone H2A
Exons: 1
Coding region: 90-464 (124 amino acids)
Cellular component (GO): nucleosome
Molecular function (GO): structural constituent of chromatin; protein heterodimerization activity; DNA binding
Source: RefSeq, a predicted model, not a curated record